Messenger RNA from Suncus etruscus (white-toothed pygmy shrew), 2331 nucleotides. RefSeq names its product zinc finger protein 853 (gene ZNF853). Gene Ontology annotation, biological process: regulation of transcription by RNA polymerase II. Gene Ontology annotation, molecular function: RNA polymerase II cis-regulatory region sequence-specific DNA binding; DNA-binding transcription factor activity. Lineage: Eukaryota; Metazoa; Chordata; Mammalia; Eulipotyphla; Soricidae. The transcript has 3 exons. The coding region runs from base 322 to 2088 and encodes 588 amino acids. The record is from RefSeq and is a predicted model, not a curated record.
CGGGCCCGACCGCGGCGCCCGCCCCCCGCGCCCCGCACCUGUGGCCCCGUUGGCCCCGGGCGCAGCGUCCCGCCAUGCGCCCGCGCUCACCGCCCUGAGCCCCGCAACUUCUGCUACCCCAGGAAGGGGCCCCGGGGCGCCAGCGGCUCUGACUCCCGCCGCAUGGAUGCACCGCGGGCACCAGCGGGCGGCCAGGCCGGGCCUUCGGCUCCCCGCCACGGCUGACCACACCUCCCCGCCCCGUCAUGCGGUGCCAGGUGAGGCCGUGGGCACCCCAACGCAGGCCCCGCCGGGACUCAGCUCCCUGGGCUCUGAGCAGACAUGGCACUGGGGUCAGCUACAAGCACCUUCCGGCUGGAGCUUGCACGCCUGGGUGCUGGGGACCCGGCAACUGGGUCCAGGGCAGGUGCCAGCGGUGGGAGCGACAGUCAGGAGGACGAAGAAGCCCAGGAGAGGUGCACCAGGCCCCCCCAGCCUGCAGCCUCAGUCCCAAUGGGGACCAGUGACACUGCCGAGGAAGGGUGGCCUAGUCAGCAGCAACCACCAGGCCUGCUGGGAGGGUGCCUGCCAGGACUGCAGCAGCAGCAGUGGCAAGAUGGGCCAAAGCAGCUGCUGCCGCCACAACCCGAGCCACGGGAACAACAGCCCCUCCAGCCUGAGGAGCUGAAACAGGAGCUGUUACAGAGAAAGGAACAGCCACAGAGGCAGCAGCAGCAAGAACAAUCAGACCAGCAGCAGCAGAGGCGUCAAGAAAAGUUAGAACAGCUCCAGGAGCUACAAGAACAGCAGCAGCAUCAGGAACAACAGCAAGAACAGUCAGAGCAGAGGCUCUUCCAGCAGCGAGAACAAUCAGAGCAGCCACAGGGAGGAAAGCAGGAGCAGCGCGAGUUACAUCGGCAAGAACAAUCAGAGCGGCUACAGAAACGAAAACCGUUACUGUUGCAGCAGGAACAGCAACAGCUGCUGCAGGAACGGGCCCAGCAGCAUCUGUUGCAGCAGCCACACCUACAACAACAGCAGCUGCUGCUGCAGCAGCAUGAGGAAGCACAGUUACAACAGCAGCUGCUGUUGCAGUCCGAGGAAGAGGAAGAGGAAGAGGAGGAGGAGGAGGAGGUGGAGCUGGAGCUCAUGCCAGUGGACCUGGGGUCGGAGCAGGAGCAGGAGCUGGAGCGGCAGCAGGAGCAGCGGCAGCUGCAGCUCAAACUCCAGGAAGAGCUGCAGCACCUGGAGCAACAGCUGGAGCAGCAGCAGCAGCUGGAGCAGCAGGAGGUCCAGCUGGAGCUGACUCCGGUGGAGCUGGGGGCCCCGGCCCGGCCACCCCCGCAAGAGGUGCAGCUGGAGCUCACCCCGGUGGCACCGGAGCUGCAGCUGGAGCUGGUGCCCGCGGCGGGGGGCGACGGGUCCUCGGGGCCAGGGGCUCCGGCCACAGUCGUGGUGGCACCGCCAGGCUACGUAGUGGUGCAGGAGCUCAUGGUGCUGCGGGCGGCGCCCGCGGUGGUGGCCCCCGCGGUGGUGGCCAUCCCCGGGCCCGCGGGCAGCGCCGCCCUGGCACCGGCGCGGCAGCGGCGAAGGCGGCGCGCCCGGGACCGCCCGACCAUCUGCGGCGAGUGCGGGAAGGGCUUCAGCCGCAGCACCGACCUGGUGCGCCACCAGGCCACGCACACGGGCGAGCGGCCGCACCGCUGCGGCGAGUGCGGCAAAGGCUUCUCGCAGCACUCCAACCUGGUGACGCACCAGCGCAUCCACACGGGCGAGAAGCCCUACGCCUGCAGCUACUGCGCCAAGCGCUUCAGCGAGAGCUCGGCGCUCGUGCAGCACCAGCGCACGCACACCGGGGAGCGGCCCUACGCGUGCGGCGACUGCGGCAAGCGCUUCAGCGUCUCCUCCAACCUGCUGCGCCAUCGGCGCACGCACUCGGGCGAGCGGCCUUACGUGUGCGAGGACUGCGGGGAGCGCUUCCGACACAAGGUGCAGAUCCGCCGUCACGAGCGGCAGCUGCACGGUGCCGGCCGCUCCAGGGGUCUCGGGCUGCUCAGAGCCCCCCGUGCGGGUCCCAGUACCCCCCAGCGCGCAGAGCCAGCGCCCUGACCCUGGUUGUGCGCGUUUGCGUGUGCGUGUGUGUGUAUAGUGCCCAAGGAAGCAAGCACCGGCCAACUCUAUGGUUCCCCCACUCUGGGGUCUCCAGCUUGCACUGACCCCCAAGUCCCCAUGAACAUAUAAAUUGACAGACACCCCCCAUCCUCCCUGGAAACGUGCAAAGCUAAUGCGGCUAAAACAGCAGCGUAGGAGUCGGAGCGGUGGUGCAGGGCGUAAGGCGUCUGCCUUGAGUGU